Sparassis crispa is the source of this 2172-nucleotide messenger RNA. Its product is annotated as Pre-mRNA-splicing factor CLF1. NCBI's taxonomy places the organism in Eukaryota, Fungi, Basidiomycota, Agaricomycetes, Polyporales, Sparassidaceae. The record is from RefSeq and is a predicted model, not a curated record. Gene Ontology annotation, biological process: spliceosomal complex assembly; mRNA splicing, via spliceosome. Gene Ontology annotation, molecular function: protein binding. The transcript is spliced from 8 exons. The coding region runs from base 1 to 2172 and encodes 723 amino acids. Gene Ontology annotation, cellular component: precatalytic spliceosome; post-mRNA release spliceosomal complex; U2-type catalytic step 2 spliceosome.
AUGCAAGAUGGAAGAGCACCUCGCAUUAAGAAUUGCGCGCCCGCAGCAUUUCAAGUAACAGCCGAACAACUGCUCCGAGAUGCCCAAGAACGCCAGGAGUCCCAAUUCCGCUCCCCAAGACAGCGCGUAGAGGACGUUGAAGAGCUGCAUGAGUACCGAGGUAGAAAGCGGGAGGAAUUCGAAAAGAGGAUCAGACAAACCGGGGGAAACAUCAAAGAAUGGCUGCAGUAUGGAAACUGGGAAGCAAGCCAAAAUGAGUUUCCUCGGGCACGUUCUGUCUUUGAGCGAGCUUUGGAUGUGGAUCCACGAGACGUCAAACUGUGGCUCAGCUAUACUGAUAUGGAGCUAAAGUCCCGCAACGUCCAGCAUGCGCGCAACCUCUUUGAUCGCGCUGUCACUCUUCUCCCCCGCGUAGACCAGCUGUGGUACAGAUACGCCUACCUUGAGGAGCUGCUCCAGAAUAUCCCCGGCGCACGGCAGGUAUUCGAGAGAUGGAUGCAGUGGGAGCCGGAUGACAAGGCAUGGCAGGCAUAUAUAAAGUUUGAGCAGCGUUAUGAAGAACAUGACCGGGCAAGCGCGAUCUAUGAGUCCUGGGUUGCAGUCCGGCCAGAGUCCCGUGUAUGGGUCAAGUGGGGCAAAUUUGAAGAAGAACGCGGUAAUCUGACCAAAGCAAGAGAGGUAUUCCAGACUGCCCUCGGGUGUUUUAGAGACGAAGAAGAGCAAAUUGAGAACGCUCAGGCUGUAUUCAGUGCCUUUGCAAAGAUGGAGGCUCGGCAAAAGGAGUACGAACGGGCUCGUGUUAUUUAUAACUUUGCCUUAUCGCGGCUUCCACGAUCAAAGUCAAACGCGCUCUACGCAGCGUAUACGCAAUUCGAGAAAGAGCACGGUACACGGGUUACUCUCGAAGCGACUGUCCUCGGUAAACGUCAUAUUCAAUACGAGGAAGAGCUUUCGCGCGACAGUCGAAACUACGACGUAUGGUUUAACUAUGCAAGGUUGGAAGAAGGUGCCCUUCAAGAUCUGCGAGGUGAGAAUGCCACCGCAGAGGAAGAAGAGCAAGCAUACGGCCGUGUGCGAGAGGUCUACGAACGAGCUAUCGCUCAGGCUCCCCCUGGAAACGAGAAGCGGUAUUGGCGACGCUACAUCUUUCUAUGGCUGAAUUACGCUCUCUUCGAGGAGAUAGAAACUAAGCAUUACGCCCGGGCUCGCGAGGUAUACCAAACCGCGCUCAAACUCGUUCCGCACAAACAGUUCACGUUCGCUAAGCUCUGGAUUCUUUUCGCCCGCUUCGAAGUUCGACGCAUGGAUCUAGGAGCAGCAAGGAAGAUCUUAGGGACAGGAAUUGGGAUGUGCCCUAAACAGGCACUCUUCAAAGGGUACAUCCAGCUUGAAAUCGACCUCCGUGAAUUCGACCGCGUACGCACACUGUAUGGAAGAUACAUAGAGUAUGACCCUACGAACUCCAGUGCAUGGAUAAAAUUUGCCCAGCUCGAAUCGCAGCUCGGUGACUACGCCCGCGCCCGUGCGAUAUUCGAACUCGGCAUUUCUCAAUCGACGCUGUCGAUGCCCGAGCUGCUCUGGAAGAAGUACAUCGAUUUCGAGGUGGAAGAGGGGGAGCGGGAGCGGGCGAGGGCGCUGUAUGAGCGGCUUGUGGUAUUGAGUGGGCACGUAAAGGUGUGGAUAUCAUAUGCUUUGUUUGAGGCUGAGUCGAUGCCCGCGCCGAGGAGCACGUGGGAGGAGGAUGAAGACGGAGAGACGGAGGUUAAGAUGGUCGAAGGGAACGUUGAUUUUGCGAGACGAGUAUUCGAUCGGGGGUACAAAGAUCUAAAGUCGAAGAGUCUGAAGCGAGAGCGAAUGGCUCUGUUAUUGGUAUGGAAAAAAUUCGAAGAAGAGCGCGGCACACCGGCAGACGUCGCCGAGGUUGAAGACAUGAUGCCCGUACCAUGUGUGACACGGCGCGUUGAUGAAGAGACUGGUCAAUUCGUGGAAGAUGAUGAUAUGUUGUUCAAAGAUGAGGAGCGCCAAUCAAACCCGACGUCGUCUAAGUUCUUGCAAGCGGCCCGUGAGUGGAAGAACGCCAAGAAGUCCGACGACGUACUGCCCCCAAGGCCCGAACUUGCUGUCGAGGCAGAUGCUUCCAGCGAUGUAGCCAGCUCGCACACUGGCGAUUGA